Chinchilla lanigera (long-tailed chinchilla) is the source of this 5354-nucleotide messenger RNA. RefSeq names its product SP100 nuclear antigen (gene Sp100). The transcript is spliced from 28 exons. Gene Ontology annotation, cellular component: nucleus. The record is from RefSeq and is a predicted model, not a curated record. Gene Ontology annotation, biological process: regulation of transcription by RNA polymerase II. Lineage: Eukaryota; Metazoa; Chordata; Mammalia; Rodentia; Chinchillidae. Gene Ontology annotation, molecular function: DNA binding; protein binding; DNA-binding transcription factor activity, RNA polymerase II-specific. The coding region runs from base 2633 to 5167 and encodes 844 amino acids.
GGGGGGUCCUGCCUUAGACUGCCACAGUUCAGGGUUCCCUAAAACCAGAUCUCAGAAUUGGGCUUCUCCAAGCUGCUGCAGUCAACCGCGCCGGCCCCGCCCAUGCCAGCCCUGCGCCUCUGCCGGUGAGCGUGGAGUGCGCAGACUCCCGGUUUCUGCAGGUGGGAUGUCUGCAGGGAGACCCUGCACGCAGCAGGCUCACCCCGUCCACUAAGCCUCCGGUCAGAGAAGUCUCCCGCUGAAGAGGGGAGAGGGCAGCCAGGGACCAGGUGUGUCCUGCAGAUCAGUGAGUCCCUUCCUAGGAGACACUGGAGCUGCCCGCCUCUGUCAGUAUCCCUGCUACUGAGCUGGGAACCGCUGCCGCUCUUGUGAAGCUCACGAACCCGUCGCCCUGGGGUCCUUCCUCAUCACAGUCUCUCUUGCUCUUGAGCUUUUCAGGCUCCAGGGGCCUGAGCUGCUUCCAUAGUAGCAGAUUGCUUCUUGCUGCGGGUGCUCCUUGCACAUGGAAGCACCCGAGGUUCGGCUACUUCCCUCUGAUUAGUCCAGCAGGAGUUUUAGAAGUUCACCCUGCCUCUUACGCCGAGGUUGGGGUGUGUGACAUUUUGUGGAUCAGAGAAACCGCUUUCUCUGCAGAGACCCACAGACGCUUAACACUGCCAUCGCUCUUGCAGUGUCCUGUGUGCCCAGCUGUCUCCACCACCCCCCACCCCCCGACAUAAAUGCCUUUGUCCGCACUAGCAGGAGCAGCCCAAGUGUGGCAGUGCCCACCAUGAAGGCCGGUCACAGUAGAUCUCCCUGCCCAGCCUGCAGCUCACUGGCCUCUAAUUCCAGCUGUGAUCUUAGCAGACCCAGGCGAAGGCUGGUUCAUUCUGUGGUGCCAGGUGAGCCGUGGUCCUGGGGCAGAGGGGACAUGAGGAUGGGCUGGUGUAGGGGGGCCAGGCCUUGCCGGAGUCACUAUGCCCCAAGGAGAACAAGAGCAGAGGGCAGCUGUGCCAAAGACAGGCUUAGCUUACUCCCCCUCUGCCCGUCAAAGUCAGAGAGAGACAGACAGAGACAGUACCUGUAGGCACAGUGACCCUGCCCUGCCCACUGGAAAAGAUGCCCUCCUCAGCGUCCUGGCGUCUGUCCCAGUGUUCACUUCUGUAGGGAAGGAGCCCAAGUAGAGUGACAAUAGAAACCCCUUUCCCCAUGUUUUCCAGCGUCACUGGGCUGCACCCUUACUGACAGCAGGAAGAAGUCAGAUCCCGAGGAACAAGAUUUCGAAUCCAUCAUUUGAGGGUUCUGCCACUGCCAGGCCCAGUCCCUUCCUGCUUCGGCCUCUGCACCUGUCAUCUGGGGCCCCGGAGUCACAAACCUGGGCUUCUGCCGCCUUCCUGGCUGUGUCCAGGGGUUCUGCCCGGAAGUCUGGGGUCCGGCUGUAUAUUAGGGCUCUAUUUUCCUUUGUUUUUUGCUCCUAUUUGACUCGGUACCAGUACGGGGUGAGUCCUCUGGGUCGCUCCUCAUUCUUGAUGGAGCAGUGACCGAGAAGCCAACUGGAGCACCCAGGCGUCACCCUGAGAUGGAGAUGGAGGUCUCCCCGCCUGCGUCACCCUGCGCUUUCAAUCCUAGGUCACCCAGGUUCACACCUCCAUCUGCCCCGGUGAGAAGCACCUGCCCUCUCAGGAUUCUGGAGGGCACCUUGGAUGUUCUCCUCGUCACCCCUGGCUACGGGAAGCAGCCCACAGCCAAGGCACCGAAACUCACGCGCCUGGAUUGCUCUUGUCAUCAGGUGGCUCCGCUCUGGCUCCAGAGACUUGGAAUGCCGCCUCUUACCUCUCGCUGAUUUCCAGGAGCACUAAGAACCGCCCCACCCACCCCAUUUCAUAACUCUGAGCAUUUCUGCAUUCUGCAGCUCUGUGUCCGAACGUGAGGAUCUAACUGUGUGUAGAACACGCUUUGCCCCAGGCCUGAUAGAAGACUGCAAGUUUCUGGCUCCCACUCACCUCCCUCUCCCCACUUUCAGCCAUCUCAGCCAGGGGCCUGAGAACACGAGGGCAUCCCCAGCCAAGGCCCCCUCUUGGCAGGCAGCAGUGCGGGAACGCUCUGGUUUGUGUGGAUUUUUUUUUCUGACCUGGCGCUGCUUGUCCCUAGCGAGCACUUCCCUGUCCUCCAGGCCCAAACCGUCAGCCUCCUCCUUCCCACGUUUCAGGAACGGUGACAGUUCCUCCGGCUGAGGCAGGAGGGAGAGAUCUCUUUGGGGCAGCAAGGAGGAAGCUGAAUAAAUACUUUCACUUCUGUUUUCCCCACUGGGGCGGAGCGUCGUCUCACAAAUCCUCACUGGCCAGCAGACUUCCUGCUCGGGCCUGGCAACCACUGUGGACUUAGACAGCGACACCGAGAGAUCAGAGUCCACAGUCCCAGGCCCAGGCAGGGCUGGGCGGGAAGAUGGCAGCCGGGGCCCAGGACCUGAGCACCAGAACUCCUGUGUCUCCUCUUGGAAAAGGACCCACAAAAUUUGUUCUCUAGGAUUCAUUUCACCAUGUUCAACCACCAAAACCCUCAGAUGCCUUUGCAGCCAUGAUCCAAAGGGAUCUGACUACUGCUCAAACUGGCAGAAGACCUUGGGUCAUCCAUAUAAAGUUGCUUUUACAGAAUGGUCACGGAUGUCCAAGAUGGAGGGGACCCUAUGAAGAUUUUACUCAAAUGCUUCAAAAGACAUAAAGUACCUAUUUCAUAUGCAAUAAACAAGUCAUUUCCUUUCCUCGAAGGUCUCCGUGACCGUGAAUUGAUCACCAACAAAAUGUAUGAAGAUUGUCAAGAAUCAUGUAAAAACUUGGUCCCUCUACAAAGAGUGAUGUACAAUGUUCUCAAUGAACUGGAGAAGAUAUUUGACAUGGACGUUCUGGAAGCAUUAUUCAGUGAGGUCAACAGGGAGGAAUACCCUGAUUUAAUGAGCAUUUACAAAGACUUCCAAAAUGAGAUACAUAACAAACUGUAUCUCCAAGAAAGUGAUGGAGAAGAGAGAGAGGAGAGACCCAAGACCCAGCUUAGGCUUGAAGAAGGAACUGGAAGAAACUCUGCUUCAUGGAGACUCACUUGGCCAUGCUCAGAGCCUUCGUCCUCUAAUGGUACAACCUCACCUGAAAAGGAGCUCCCAGACUACCCCCUUGAAAGGGAACAGAUAAAUGGGUUGAGAACACAAACAACCAGGGAAAACAAUGGUUCAUCAGGAAGCCACCAAACAGAUGAGCAGGCUGACCAGGAGUCUGCACCAGUAGAAUCCUUUGAAGAAGGAGGAGUCCCAGUGAGCAAUGGAGAUGCAAGCACGGAGCCGCCCAGCCCACUGCCCUGUGAUGAAGAAAGCCUAGAAGCAGAGAUGCAGAGCCAAGGCGCCAAAGUGAAUCCCUGCUCUGUGCUUCUGACGGAUAUAAAGAAGGAAAAGCCGUUUUACUCAGAAAAUGAGCAACGAGCCCACGCCAGGGCUAGAAGCAACCAGGCGUCUGACAUAAUAGUCAUCAGCAGUGACGACUCUGGAGAGCUCAGCGAUGAAGACAAGGCCCCCGGAGCCUCCACCUCGGCCCUGAGAAGCGACAGUGAGAUCAGUCACUAUGGCCCAUUAGAAUCAACUGAAGAAAAAGAGACCCAGGAAGCCACCUGCUCCGAUCAGAUUAAACCAAAGCCCAAGAAUUUCAGAGGUUCAUCUACAUUCAGAAAAAACCUUCUGAAAAGAGGGAGAGAACAUGUCUAUGACUCUUCAGAAUCCAGCGAGGAAGAGACACUCCCCAAAAUCAGGUUCUGGAGCUCAGGAAGGAGAAGUGGGCUGAGUACAACAGGGCUCAGCAACAGCGACUCUGCCAAACUGAAUCACAGAGAAGAGCAUGCAGAAGCCCUAAGAAGUGGAUCAGGAGCAGAACCACAAGGACCUGGAAAUAAAUGUUCCUGUGUCAUGUGCCCCUCAGAAUGUGUGCCAGGAGGCCAAGAAGCAAGGAUGGAGAAUGGGCACACAUCUCACAUAAGGGAUGCUGUGGAUGUGGGAAAUGAUUCUACUUUGGGAAAAGGCAUUGGGAAGAGAAGGGAAAAGAAAAGACAUACAUGUAAAAUAGAGCCUCUCCAAAAACGUAAGAAGAAAGGUGAAGAUUUAUUCUGUUUAGCUUCCCGUAGUCCUGAUCUUCUGCCAGGGAGGAAGAGAGGCAGGAGUAGAAGUCUCUCAACUCUGAGAACUGGAACCCCAAGGAAAAGAGGCUGGCCAAAAGAGAGAAAAAGAAUCAACAGUAUGCCUUUGAGAAGAGGCAGAAAAAGAGGUCCUAGAAUUCCCAGAGAAGCACAUGUGAAUUUUCAUGUUCCUGAACUUCUCGUGACCUGUGGUAAUGCCAGGGGGACUCUGAUUAAGGAGGUGUUUAAGCAAGGAGUCUGGAAGAAGAGCAUACGGGGUGAGGAUGGAAGGUGGUUCACCCCCAGGGAGUUUGAAGUUGAAGGAAACUAUGCACCAUCUAAGAACUGGAAACUAAGUGUGCGCUGCCAUGGAUGGACUCUGAGAGAACUGAUACAGAAGGGAGCCCUACCAGAACCCCCAAGCAAAAAACCAAAGCAGAAAACACCAGCCUCUCACAUGGAUAGCCCAGUGGACCCUUAUCCAGAAAACUCAAACGAAUGUGAAGUGUGUAGCCAAGGUGGACAGAUAUACUGCUGUGACACUUGUCCAAGAUCCUACCAUGAGAACUGCCACGUCCCACCUGUGGAAACCGACAGAGACCCAUGGAGUUGCAUCUUCUGCAAGACAAAAGCAAUUCGGAAAAGGUGCCGAGAAGUCCAACCGUGUCAUCAGGAAUCUGAGGUUCUGAUGAAGAAGAUGGAUGAUGAGGAACAGCUGAAAUGUGAGCUACUCCUCUUGAAAGUCUACCACUAUGCAGAAAGUGCCUUCUCUUUUGCAACACAGGAUUAUACCAAUGGGGCAACUGUAGGCCAACAGGAGCACAUGCAUUUAAACGAAAUCAAGACCAAGCUGAGUGAGAAGAAGUACCUCCGAGUGAGGGAGUUUGUGCAGGACAUGCAUCUCAUCUUUGAGAACCACACGGCACAUUACAGAGACACAAAUUUCAGCAGGCAGGGACUUAAUGUAAAAGCAAGAUUUGAGAAGAAUUUCAAAAACAUUUUUGGAGUCCAGGAAACAACACCAAACAAUCGAUGAUCCACCAAUACCCCUGCCUGUUCCUGGUCAGACAAGAUCACGUUGCACUUCUUUUUCACAUGUUUUUAUGGUCCGUCCUGUUCAUUUAUUUUUUUUAAAUAAUGCUUAAAAUUGUCUUAUCAACUUCUCAUAUUAAUUUGGAGUGAAAGUUGCAACUGAAACUAUAAAAUAUUUCCAGAAAAGAUCA